Condylura cristata (star-nosed mole) is the source of this 2089-nucleotide messenger RNA. It is a transcript of the gene CSDC2, whose product is annotated as cold shock domain containing C2, RNA binding. Gene Ontology annotation, cellular component: cytoplasm. Bases 142 to 603 code for a protein of 153 amino acids. The record is from RefSeq and is a predicted model, not a curated record. Gene Ontology annotation, molecular function: mRNA 3'-UTR binding. The transcript has 3 exons. Lineage: Eukaryota; Metazoa; Chordata; Mammalia; Eulipotyphla; Talpidae. Gene Ontology annotation, biological process: regulation of mRNA stability.
CCUGUCUUUCCCGUUCCAGACGGAGCCCGUGGCUGGUGAGGCUGCUGAGCAGGGCCGGGCCGGGCCCUGCCUGCCGGGUCGUCCGCGCCCAUCACUGGCCCCGCGCCCGGGAGCCCGUCUGGUGCUCCUGCCGCUCCGACCAUGACUUCAGAGCCCACGGCACCCCCAGCUGUGCCCCCGCCCCCCCCACCCAAGUCCCCAGUGUGGCCCACUUUCCCCUUCCACCGGGAGGGCAGCAGGGUCUGGGAGAGGGGCGGAGUGGCCUCUCGGGACCUGCCCAGCCCUCUGCCCACCAAGCGGACCAGGACGUAUUCUGCGACAGCCCGCGCCUCGGCCGGCCCAGUGUUCAAGGGCGUCUGUAAGCAGUUCUCGCGCUCACAGGGCCACGGCUUCAUCACCCCUGAGAACGGGUCUGAGGACAUCUUCGUUCACGUGUCUGACAUCGAGGGGGAGUAUGUGCCGGUGGAGGGCGAUGAGGUGACCUACAAGAUGUGCCCCAUCCCGCCCAAGAACCAGAAGUUCCAGGCUGUGGAGGUGGUGCUCACCCAGUUGGCCCCCCACACCCCCCACGAGACGUGGUCCGGCCAGGUUGUGGGCUCCUAGGCCGGUGGUCUUGAGGCGGCCGCCCGGCCAGGGAGGAGCCACACAGGGUGGACGGGCAGCAGCGGCUCGAGCCCCACGUGCUGACUGACCCAGGCCCCUGGGCGCCUCCGUGCCCCUGUCUGUCUGUCUGUCUGUGCCGUGGCUGUGAGUGCGCCUCCAUCCACCCGUGACCCGUGACUGUUACUUGAGCCGGGCUGAGGAGGCCACGACCUGCCUUCUCUGCUUGUCCACACUCUUCUCCCCUCUCUGCCACAUUCGCACAGGACCCUCCUGUCCACCAACCCGUGUAUCGCUGUCAGGCCUGGGGUGGGUUUGGGGGUACAGCAGAUCCCACCCAUACACGCCUGCUUCCUGGCCUCCACCCCAGGACCGGCCCUGGGGCCAGACUCCGCUCUCGCCUCCCACCCGGCCGGGGUCUCCUGCGGCUGGGCCCUCUCCUGGGAAGCCGGGCAGGGAGCACUGUGGGGAGCCUCCAGCUGCUGGCAGAGGGCCAAACCUUCCUGCCUCCCCUCAACACACUGGGGGGGCAGGACGGGGGGGCCUGGGCGCAGAGGGCAGUUGGGGGCUCCUGUUCUGCCAGCCAGUCCCUCCCUGCUGGCCACGACUGUGAGCCCCAGGCAGGCAGUGUCCCCUCCCCUGGCCUUGAGGCCUCUGCUCCUUAAGGAGCUGCCAGUCCACUAUGGGGCCUGUCCCCCACCCCACCCCCAGGCUUAGGCAGGGCCACCCCCUUUGCCCUGGCUCACAAAACCCAACAUCCCACCAGUGUCCAGUUGCCAAGGCUGCCUAGGAGCCUGACUGGACAGACACCCCCAGGCAGGGUCAGGAGCGGGCAGCUGUGGCAGCCUGGAGGGCCUCGCUGGCUGCCUGGGCGCGUCUGACGCUGUCCCCUCCGCUCACCGAGCCCUGUUGCCACACCGUGUCCGACAGGGAGGCCCGGAAGGAGGGGCUCCGCCUCUACCCCCCACAUCCCCUUUUAAAGAGCACAUCACCUGGUGGGGGGAGAAAUGGGGCUCAAGGGAGGGCCUGCAGGGACCAUGACUCUGGAAACCCAGUCUAAGAUGUCUACAGGAUCCCUGCCCCUAGCUGGGGUAUCUGGGUGCCCUCCACCCCCACCCCAUGGAGGCUAGAAGCCCAGAGUUACUGAAAGGCAUUGGCUAGCCCCCCCAAGUUGGAACCUCUCAGCCUGCUAUCCCACUCGGAGUUGGGCCAGCCCAAGGCCUUUCUCCCGAGUAACGGGACUCGCUGGCCAGCUUGGUAGGAGGCUUCUGGUGCAGCUGACUGAUGGGAGCCCCCAAGACCUGCUUCCUGUGAGUAGAGCCCUUUUAGGCGCCGGCCAGGAGACGGCACGCGCUCACGCAGCUCUGGGGCUGCCUGAGGUGGCAAGGGGCCUCAGUCCUGCGCACUCGGGUCCCACGGAGCCCUCCCAACACCCCGGCCCCCAACUCCCCCAUCCUCCCCAACACUGGCAAUAAACCCUCAACUGUGA